This is a messenger RNA of Westerdykella ornata, 1551 nucleotides long. RefSeq names its product cytochrome P450. The record is from RefSeq and is a predicted model, not a curated record. Gene Ontology annotation, molecular function: oxidoreductase activity, acting on paired donors, with incorporation or reduction of molecular oxygen; iron ion binding; monooxygenase activity. The transcript is spliced from 2 exons. Lineage: Eukaryota; Fungi; Ascomycota; Dothideomycetes; Pleosporales; Sporormiaceae. Bases 1 to 1551 code for a protein of 516 amino acids.
AUGAAGCAUCUGCCCCCGGGGCCCAAGGGCCUCCCAGUCAUUGGUAGCAUGAUGUUACUUGCGGAUACUGACAAGAUGAUGAAGAUUGCAAAAGACUGGGCGGACGAGUACGGCGAGAUCUUCUACACCAAAGUUGGCUUGUCCCAUUUCAUAUGGCUUUCUUCGCCUACAGUGGUGAGAGAGCUCAUGGAUAGGCGCGGCGCCAUCUAUUCCUCGCGGGCGUCUAGUCCUAUGAUCAACAUGGUCUCCAACAACGAGCGUGUGAAUUUCAUGCCGUAUGGCGAAAAGUGGCGGACCGUCAGAAAUAUUCUCCAGUCAGCACUCAAUCUGCAGACGUCGUCGACGUACAAGCCUGUCCAGGAUUUCGAGUCCAAACAGGCUGUGUGGGAGAUUCUGCAUGCAAAGAGCGAUGAAGACUUUAGCGAUAUCAACAGGAGAUAUUCCACGAGCACCAUCAUGGUGAUAACGUACGGCCAGCGCGUCCCGAGCCUGAGUGACCCCACGUAUCAAGAUAUCCUCAAGAUAGUCCGUCACUUCUCGCUCGCGACGGCCCCGGGGGGCUGGAUGAUUGACACGGUUCCCAUGCUCGCAAACAUGGUACCUCAAUUUCUCCUCCAGAACUGGAAAAAGACUGCGCGACAAUGGUACAAGGAGGAUUCGGAAAUCUACCUGUCCAUGUACCGCAAGCUCAUGCAAGAGGUCAAGGACGGGACCGCGCCAGACUGCUUCCUAAAGGAUCUGGCGAGAGAGAAGCUCCAGAAGAAUGCCAUUUCGGAUGUGACGGCUGCUUUCGCCGCUGGUGCUUUGAUCGAGGCGGGAAGCGACGCGACGACCACGGCACUAAACAAUGUAAUCCUCGCCUGUCUGCUUUGGCCCGACAUUGUUAAGGGCGCGCAUGAGGAGCUCGACAGAGUCGUCGGCCGGGACCGGAUGCCCGACUUCAGCGACGAGACAAACCUCCCAUACAUUCGGGCCAUGGCAAAGGAAACACUGCGAUGGCGGGCCUCGACCAAAAUCGGGACCGCGCACGCAACGACGCGCGAUGACUGGUACAAGGGCUACUUCAUCCCCAAGGGCGCUGUGGUCGUGCUCAACUGGUGGGCCAUACACAUGGACGAGAAACGGUGGAAAGACCCAGAGCGGUUCGACCCAACGCGCUAUCUGGAUGACCCUCUCAGCGAAGCCGAAUCCAUGGCUCAAGCCAAUCCGGAGCUCCGCGAUCACUUCACCUUUGGCGCUGGCCGCCGAAAUUGCCCCGGCUUGCACAUCGCUCAUAACUCUUUAUUUAUCAACCUUGCACGGAUCAUGUGGGCUUUUGAUAUUAGCAAGCCUGUGGAUGAGAAUGGGAGGGCAAUCGAACCUUCGAAGGAAGCUCUUCCAGGGUUCUUGUUGACGCCUGUUAAGUUUGGAUGUCAUUUUGAGCCGAGAAGUGCGCGCCAUGCAGAGAUUAUUGAGAAGGCUUGGGCGCAAGCGCAGGAGGAAGGGUUGAUCUGGGGCCGAGAGAAGGGGGGGAAGAGGAGAGUCGGGGUUGGAAAUGGCAUCGCCGUGUAA